AAAGAAACAAAGUAAUGUCGACAAAAUACGGACAAGAAAAACACAUCGAGACGGGAGAGUUUCGUCCGUCUUCCUCUUAUUUCUUAUUUAUCAUCCAUUUUCUUAAUUUCCGGAGCUCGGGGGUGAUCACAGGAAGAUGACAGCUGUGAUAGAGACGGGAGGAGGAGGAGGAAUGGAGGAAAGUCUCUCCCUUACCUCCAAAGACGCUGUGAUUUCCUCCAAUGCUGCCUUGAAUAGCACCACCACCACCAAGCCUGACAUAGAAAGCCCUGAUUCAGCGAUAGGGGAAACACCACCCCCCUCCACCCCUGACCAGCCAUCCCCUACCACCACCACCUCUGCCACCACCACCACCACCACCACCACCACCAGUGAUGAGGGAGGUGGAAAACUGAAGGAUAAAGAAGGUUCGGAGGAAGCGGAGGCAACGGAGCGAACUUCUUCCGACGAGGAGGGAUAUGAGGAGGAUGACGAGGGGGGGGAGGAGGAGGAGGAGGAGGUGGAGCUGGAGGAGGAGGAGGAGCUGGUAGUGAGAGGUUCAAUGCAGUUCCCCCUAAAAAAUAAAGGCCUUCCCCAGGUGAGCCCCCCCUCCUCACCUGACCAGGAAGGGGGGGAGGGGGUGGUGGGUCAGAGGGGGAGUGAGGGGGUGGAGGUGAGCAUCAAGCAGGUGGGACUCACGGCCAUCUUGUCUGAAGCGACACCUUCAGGCUGUGAGAGCGACAUAGAGGACAACGACCAAGAAGAAGAGGAAGAAGAGGAGGAGGAAGACAAACCACAGGAGAGAAAACAGACAGACAGACAGCUAGACCACCACCACCACCACAACCUCCACCACCACCACCACCACCACGACCUCCCGGACACAGUGACCCGUCUGAACACUUCGGAGGGUAGUGCCGUCUACCUGGUCGGCACUGCGCAUUUCUCAAGGGAAAGCCAGGAGGAUGUGGCCAGUACUAUCCGUGCUGUGAGGCCAGACGUGGUGGUGGUGGAGCUGUGCAAGGCCAGAACAGCAAUACUGCAGCUGGAUGAGGAGACAAUAUUGCAGGAAUCACGCAGCCUUGACUUCAAGAAGGUCCAGAUGAUAGUGAGGCAGCAUGGCAAGGUCCAGGGCAUUCUGUACCUCCUCCUCCUGUCAGUCUCGGCCCACAUCACCAAGCAGCUCGGCAUGGCACCAGGAGGGGAGUUCAGGACCGCAUUUGCUGAGGCAAGGAGGUCGGCCCCUGGGUGUCUCAUACAGCUGGGAGAUAGGCCUAUACAGAUUACUCUCUCUCGUGCCCUGGCCUCCCUCUCUCUGUGGCAUAAGAUUAAGUUGACGUGGCAUAUUCUUACUUCUAAAGAGCCUAUCAGCAAGGAGGAGGUGGAGAAAUGCAAACAGAGGGACUUUAUUCUGGAGAUGCUGGCGGAAAUGACUGGACAAUUUCCUGCGAUCAGUGAGGUCUUUGUCAAGGAGAGGGAUGUGUACCUCUGCCGUUCCCUCCAGCUUGCCGCCCAGCCUCUCCCAGGCAAGGGUGCGCGGGUGGUGGUGGGUGUGGUGGGCAUAGGACAUGUACCAGGCAUCACUGAACACUGGGGCAAGGUGACGGAAGCGGAUAUUGCCCCUAUUAUGAGGAUUCCACCACCAACUCUGUCAAACCACAUAAUAAAACUUGGAUUAAAGGUAAGUUUGUACAGUCUGGCUGGUUACGGCCUCUUCCGCUGUCUUCCACGCUCCGCCCAGGCCUCCAUUCACUCCACCAUCCACUCAGCCGUCCACUCAGCCAUCCGGACAGCCACUCACUCUCUCCACACGGCCACACACACCACCACUGCUGCUCUAAACGGAUUUUUGACGAGGAAAUAAUUAGAAAAAGGCUUUGAGUGUGUUUUUGUAAGAUACGAGAGGGAGAAACAUGGAGGAGGAGGAGGAGGAGGAAGAGAGGAAGAAGAGGAGGAAGA
This is a messenger RNA of Portunus trituberculatus (swimming crab), 1938 nucleotides long. Its product is annotated as traB domain-containing protein-like. The record is from RefSeq and is a predicted model, not a curated record. The transcript is spliced from 13 exons. Bases 137 to 1843 code for a protein of 568 amino acids. NCBI's taxonomy places the organism in Eukaryota, Metazoa, Arthropoda, Malacostraca, Decapoda, Portunidae.